AUGGCACUGAAGGAAGUGGCUGGGAGCCAGCAUCGGGGAGCCAGCAUCGCCCUGACUGUCCUCAUGGACUGGCAGGUCACCCGCAGCCUGCAGGACGCUUCCCAGGAGCACGCGGCCGAGCAGGGCCGCCUCUCGCAGGAGGUGAGCGUGCGGGAGCAGAGCCUGGAGCAGAUGCGGCGGGAGCUGGCAUGGGCCCGAGCGGAGCUGCAGCGAGCGUGGCAGGAGGGCAACAGCAGCCGCGUGAAGCUGGGGAUCCAGGACGCCGAGCUGGAGCGCGCCAGGCAGGAGCUGGCUGGGCUGCAGAAUGAGAUGCAGCAGGUGCGGGGGGAGCUCAGGACCAGCGAGAGCACUGUGAGCAGCCUGCGCGCUUGCGUGAAUACAGAUUGCUGCCCCUCGGGCUGGGUGCUCUACAGGGGCAAGUGCCUCUUCGUCUCGCUGGAGAGGAAGACAUGGUGGGACAGCCGUGAUGACUGCAGAAGUAAAUCCGCUCAGCUGCUGGUCCAAGGCGACUGGCCAUCAUGGACGGUGCCGAUGUAUUAUGCCACGUACUGGAUUGGAGCAAAAUUUUCUUCUGAUGCGAAGAGGACUGUGGUAUGGCAAGACAGCAAGGAGUUACCCUUGUAUGACUAUCCCGCAGAUUGCGGGCAAUCAGUUGGCGGGAAAAUAGAGAGUGCAAAAUGCAGGAGCAAGAACCAGUGGAUCUGCGAGCAGCCCCCGAAGCUGAGCAGCACAUCCAAGACCGUCCUUCCUCUCAUGGUCAAGCCCUGA
Molecule: messenger RNA, 768 nt
Organism: Nipponia nippon (crested ibis)
Lineage: Eukaryota; Metazoa; Chordata; Aves; Pelecaniformes; Threskiornithidae
Source: RefSeq, a predicted model, not a curated record